Molecule: messenger RNA, 816 nt
Organism: Suhomyces tanzawaensis NRRL Y-17324
Lineage: Eukaryota; Fungi; Ascomycota; Pichiomycetes; Serinales; Debaryomycetaceae
Exons: 2
Source: RefSeq, a predicted model, not a curated record
AGGUUCUUCAAUACGGUCGACUAUACGAACUACGAGAGAAAGGCGAUUUUACACCGUCUUUCAAGAGCAUGGCUCCGGUAUGCAAAUUCGGUAGGGAUCCAAACUUGGCUCGCCCACGGUACGUUGUUGGGAUGGUUUUGGAAUGGCUUAAAUUUGCCCUGGGAUCUGGAUCUUGAUGUGCAGAUCACAACAACAUCCCUACUAUUGUUGGCCCGCAACUACAAUCAGACAUUGGUAUUAGAUGUGACUGAUAAUGAUAUCAAUCUGGGAGUGGCCACUUAUCUAGUUGACGUUGGCCCUGCUUACCACCACAGGAGUCGAGGCAAUGGUUUGAACACCAUUGAUGCUAGAUUCAUUGAUACCAGCACGGGGUUCUAUGUCGAUAUUACAGCAUUGUCACACACAGAGAAGCAGUUACGCAUGGAAAUGGAGUCAUUGAGGGCCAAAUAUAUUGAAAAUCAAGAAUUAUUUAGCUGCAAAAAUCUUCAUUUUUCAACCUGGGAUAACCUUAGUCCCUUGCGACAAACUUUGUUUGAAGGAGUAAAGGCAUAUGUUCCCAAUGCAUUUCAACAUAUUUUGAAACGAGAGUACCAUCAUGGGUUGUACAGCAAACAGCACGAAAAACACACUUAUAGACCAGUGCUUGACUUGUGGGUGCCCAGUCAUAUCUGCCGCAACGACCCGAUUGGCAACGCGUGUCAUGAUGCCGAUACUUUACUUGAUGCAGACCAUACCAAACAGUUCACCACAUAUCACAGACAAGAAAUGGCAAAAAUCAAGAUAGAGAAUGGUGACUUUGAUACUUUUCGGAUUGAC